UAAUAAAGAAUUCGAACGCGCUUAUCGGCCAACUACUUCCGGGUCACCUCGCUCGGGUAGGACACGAAAGGAAAUUCAUUUGCAUAAACGAGAAUUCGAAGGCCCACUGAGUUGACACGUUUGUUAAUUUGUAGUAUAUAAUAUUUCCUUUUUACCACCUUUGAAAAGAUGAACACCGUUUUGUCAAGAGCUAACUCCCUUUUCGCAUUCUCUCUGAGCGUCAUGGCGGCCUUAACUUUUGGCUGUUUCAUCACAACAGCCUUUAAAGACAGAACAGUUCCUGUGGACGUCCGUGUCUCUAAAGUCAUGCUGAGGAAUGUUGACGACUUCACUGGACCCAGAGAGCGCAGUGACCUGGGUUUCAUCACAUUUGACCUCUCAGCUGAUUUGCAGCCAAUAUUUGACUGGAAUGUAAAACAGCUCUUUCUCUAUUUGUCUGCCGAGUACACAACAAAAAGCAAUUCUUUGAACCAGGUGGUGCUCUGGGAUAAGAUUGUCCUCCGAGGAGAAAGCAACAAACUGAACCUCAGAGAGACAAAAUCCAAAUACUUCUUCUUUGAUGAUGGAAACGGUCUCAGGGCCAACAAGAACAUCACUCUGACGCUGUCAUGGAAUGUCGUACCCAACGCUGGAAUACUGCCACUUGUCGCUGGGAGUGGACACAUCAGCCUUAGCUUUCCUGAUAAAUAUGAGACUCCAAAGAGCUAUUAGAGUGAAACAGAAUUUCCGUUUAUAAUUUACAGCAUAUUUCUCUCCACGGAGGCUUUUUACAAGUGCAGCCAUACUGUUAAUGUGUUAAUUAAUUCAUGUAAUUUUCGGUGAGAAAUAAAAUAAGAGACUGGAA
Molecule: messenger RNA, 844 nt
Organism: Hippocampus comes (tiger tail seahorse)
Lineage: Eukaryota; Metazoa; Chordata; Actinopteri; Syngnathiformes; Syngnathidae
Gene: spcs3
Product: signal peptidase complex subunit 3
Exons: 5
Coding region: 169-711 (180 amino acids)
Biological process (GO): protein targeting to ER
Cellular component (GO): signal peptidase complex; membrane
Source: RefSeq, a predicted model, not a curated record